Molecule: messenger RNA, 3420 nt
Organism: Dromiciops gliroides (monito del monte)
Lineage: Eukaryota; Metazoa; Chordata; Mammalia; Microbiotheria; Microbiotheriidae
Gene: PRKD1
Product: protein kinase D1
Exons: 19
Coding region: 373-3135 (920 amino acids)
Biological process (GO): protein phosphorylation; translation
Cellular component (GO): ribosome
Molecular function (GO): structural constituent of ribosome; RNA binding; ATP binding
Source: RefSeq, a predicted model, not a curated record
GCUCCCUGGCUGGCCGGGCCCGGGUUCCCUCGGUUGCCUUUUCCUGGCCCUAUUCUCCUCCUGGCCUCGGCCAUUUUCCCCUGCUCCCCCUCCCGUCCCGAACCUCAUCUCCCCUCCCUCCUCUGGCCGCGGGACUUUCCGGAAAGUUUUUUAUUUUCCGCCGAGGCUUUGCAAGAAGCGACUCGCUCUCCAGCUGCAAAACUUUUCACCUCCUUCUUCCCUCCUUCCUCCCCCUCUGCUUUCUCUUCUCUCCCUUUCGUCUGCUCCCCCUCUUAGCCGGUGCUCUCCUCUCCCUUCUGCCCGCUCCUUGGCUCCUCUCUCUCCCGAUCUCCCACCUCUCGUCACACCUCCACCCCCGGGGGCAGUUUUCCGAUGAGCGCCCCUCCGGUUAUUCGGCCGCACAGCCCCUUGCUGCCGGUGGCAGUGGCGGCAGCGGCGGCGGCGUCUGCUCUGGUCCAGGGGCCGGUCCCGGUACCGACCCCGGCUUUGGCUCCGGCUCUGGCUGCAGCCGGGGGCAUCUCCUUUCAUCUUCAGAUCGGGCUGAGCCGGGAACCGGUGCUGCUGCUGCAGGACUCCUCGGGGGACUACAGCUUGGCUCAUGUCCGGGAGAUGGCUUGCUCCAUAGUCGACCAGAAGUUUCCUGAAUGCGGUUUCUAUGGAAUGUAUGAUAAAAUCCUGCUUUUUCGUCAUGACCCUACCUCUGAAAACAUUCUUCAACUGGUAAAGAUUGCCAGUGACAUUCAAGAAGGAGAUCUCAUUGAAGUUGUCUUAUCAGCUUCUGCCACCUUUGAAGAUUUUCAGAUCCGACCUCAUGCACUAUUUGUUCAUUCAUACCGGGCUCCAGCUUUCUGUGACCACUGCGGAGAAAUGUUAUGGGGGCUUGUCCGUCAAGGGCUUAAAUGUGAAGGAUGUGGCCUGAACUACCAUAAGAGAUGUGCAUUUAAAAUACCCAACAACUGCAGUGGUGUGAGGAGAAGGCGGCUAUCCAAUGUUUCUUUAACAGGGCUCACUACUGUCCGGACAACAUCUGCGGAACUCUCACCUACCACCCAAGAUGAGGCUCUCUUGUCUCCUGUCAGCCCAGGCUUUGAGCAAAAGUCACCUUCAGAAUCUUUUCUUGGCCGAGAGAAGAGAUCCAACUCUCAGUCAUAUAUUGGACGACCAAUUGAGCUUGACAAGAUCUUGCUGUCCAAAGUUAAGGUUCCUCACACCUUUGUCAUCCACUCCUACACACGGCCAACAGUAUGCCAGUAUUGCAAGAAGCUUCUCAAAGGCCUUUUUAGACAGGGCUUACAGUGUAAAGAUUGUAGGUUCAACUGUCAUAAGCGAUGUGCACCAAAAGUACCCAACAACUGCCUGGGUGAAGUCGCCAUUAAUGGAGAUCUUCUUAGCCCUGGGGCAGAGUCUGAUGUGGUCAUGGAAGAAGGAAGUGAUGACAAUGACAGUGAAAGAAAUAGUGGGCUCAUGGAUGACAUGGAGGAAUCAAUGGUCCAGGAUUCUGAGACGGCCAUGACAGGAUGCCACAGUGACAAUGGGGAUGUGCAGGACCUUGAUCAAGACCAUGAUGAUUCAAACCGAAUGAUCAGCCCAUCAACCAGUAACAAUAUUCCUCUCAUGAGAGUGGUUCAAUCUGUCAAACACACAAAAAGGAAAAGCAGCUCAGUAAUGAAGGAAGGAUGGAUGGUUCACUACACAAGCAAAGACACACUGAGGAAACGACACUAUUGGAGAUUAGAUAGCAAGUGCAUCACACUCUUUCAAAAUGAUACUGGUAGCAAAUAUUACAAGGAAAUUCCAUUAUCUGAAAUUUUAUCCCUGGAACCUGCAAAAACUUUUUCUUUAAUUCCUAGUGGGGCCAAUCCCCAUUGUUUUGAAAUCACUACAGAACAUGUAGUCUACUAUGUGGGAGAAAAUGUAGUCAGUCCCUCAAGCCCUCCACCAAGCAACAGCAUCCUUACCAGUGGGGUUGGCACUGAUGUAGCCAGAAUGUGGGAGAUGGCUAUUCAACAUGCUCUUAUGCCCGUCAUUCCAAAGGGAGCACCACCUGGAUCUGGAUCCAGUUUGCACAGAGACAUAUCCAUCAGUAUCUCUGUAUCAAACUGCCAGAUUCAAGAAAAUGUGGACAUUAGUACAGUCUAUCAGAUCUUUCCGGAUGAAGUACUGGGUUCAGGACAGUUUGGGAUCGUUUAUGGAGGAAAACAUCGUAAAACAGGAAGAGAUGUGGCUAUUAAAAUCAUUGACAAAUUAAGAUUUCCAACGAAACAAGAAAGUCAGCUUCGCAACGAGGUUGCCAUUUUACAGAACCUUCAUCACCCUGGUGUUGUAAAUUUGGAGUGUAUGUUUGAGACGCCUGAAAGAGUGUUUGUUGUUAUGGAAAAACUCCAUGGAGACAUGCUGGAGAUGAUCUUGUCAAGUGAAAAGGGCAGGUUGCCAGAGCACAUAACGAAGUUUUUAAUUACCCAGAUACUUGUUGCCUUGAGGCAUCUUCACUUUAAAAAUAUUGUUCACUGUGAUCUCAAACCAGAAAAUGUGUUGUUAGCAUCGGCUGAUCCUUUCCCACAGGUGAAACUUUGUGACUUUGGUUUUGCUCGAAUUAUUGGAGAGAAGUCCUUCAGGAGGUCAGUGGUGGGCACACCAGCUUACCUCGCUCCAGAAGUUCUCAGGAACAAAGGCUACAAUCGGUCUUUAGACAUGUGGUCUGUUGGGGUUAUCAUCUAUGUAAGCCUCAGUGGUACAUUUCCAUUUAAUGAAGAUGAAGAUAUACAUGAUCAAAUUCAAAAUGCAGCUUUCAUGUAUCCACCUAAUCCCUGGAAGGAAAUCUCUCCUGAAGCCAUUGAUCUCAUCAAUAAUUUGUUGCAAGUGAAAAUGAGAAAACGCUAUAGUGUGGACAAGACAUUGAGUCACCCAUGGCUACAGGACUAUCAGACCUGGUUAGACUUACGAGAGCUCGAAUGCAAGAUCGGGGAGCGCUACAUCACGCAUGAAAGUGAUGACUUAAGGUGGGAACAGUAUGCGGGAGAUCAGGGUCUGCAGUAUCCAGCCCACCUUAGUGAUCAUAAUGCUGAGCACAGUGCAAACCCAGAGCCAGAAGAAACAGAGAUGAGAGCCCUCAGUGAGCGGGUCAGCAUCCUCUAAGUUAUAGCCCCUAUAAUCUGUCAAAACACUGUGGAAUUAAUAAAUACAUACGGUCAGGUUUAACAUUCGCCUUGCAGAACUGCCAUCAUUUUCUGUCAGAUGGGAACAAAGCUGUUAAACUGUUAGCACUGUUGAUGUAUCUUAGUUGCCAAGACAAAUCAACAGAAGCAUUUGUAUUUUAUGUGACCCAACUGUGUUGUAUUAACAAAAGUUCCCUGAAACACUAAACUUGUUCUUGUGAAUGAUUCAUGUUAUAUUUAAUGCAUUAAACCUGUCUCCACUGUG